This is a messenger RNA of Tilletiaria anomala UBC 951, 1755 nucleotides long. RefSeq names its product DNA topoisomerase IV, alpha subunit. Lineage: Eukaryota; Fungi; Basidiomycota; Exobasidiomycetes; Georgefischeriales; Tilletiariaceae. Gene Ontology annotation, biological process: reciprocal meiotic recombination; meiotic DNA double-strand break processing; meiotic DNA double-strand break formation. Gene Ontology annotation, cellular component: nuclear chromosome. Gene Ontology annotation, molecular function: ATP binding; DNA topoisomerase type II (double strand cut, ATP-hydrolyzing) activity; DNA binding. The record is from RefSeq and is a predicted model, not a curated record. The transcript is spliced from 9 exons. Bases 308 to 1705 code for a protein of 465 amino acids.
GCAAACGAGACGUCUUCUGCGACGUCCAAAAGCGCUUCUCUGUGUCCUCAUCUGUCGCGACAACGCUCGAUCACUGUUGGCGAAAAUUGUGCCGUGACGGACCUGGCUGCUGAGCUAGACCCGUCCCCAGAAAGCAGCGAUGAAGACUCACAACUGGAGCCUAUGGACUCGGAUGAAGACGAAUUUUCACGAAAAAUAUGCGGCACAGGGGUUGAAGGCCACGACAAUCCCAAUCCAUACGUCAGCUGUUUAUGGCCGGAAAAGGCACCGGUCAUAACAGACGAUGAAGAUGUGCUCCUGAAUCUCGAUGUUGGUCUCAACCGAACGCGACGGGCUUCGUCGAUGCAACAAGCGCUUGUUGAGGCUGUCGUUGAGGCUUCGCGAGAGUAGCAAGAGACUAGUCGCGCGCGAAAUUUCCAUUCCUGCAAGAGCUCCAGCUGCAUAUACGACGCUGGCCCGUUGGCUUGCGGUCAUCAAAGCAGCUUUGGAAGCACUUUCGUGUAGCCAGGUCACCACACAGCGCGACAUCUUUUACACCGAUGUCACCCUCUUCGGAUCGCAGAGCAUUGCGAAUCGAGUCAUCACGAAUCUGAGCGGCUUGCUUGGUGUUCGAAGAAAUGCACUGGGCGUCGUCGCUUCUCCGCGCGGACUUUUCAGCGGUCGGAUCCGGCUUGAAUUUGACGAGCCAAGCCCAAGUUUGUCUGGUGUCGCAGACGUCGAGAACAACACUGAGGAUCAUUACAAUCGGGAAGGUAGGGCUCACAACCUGCCCAUAAGAAUGACGCGAAGGUUCGAGGAUGGCCACGACGGAAUAGCAAGUAUCGUCCAUGACAGCAGCAUGAUCGAGAGCGUCCGAGCGUUGGGCGAGAUCAAGUGGAUUCUGGCCGUGGAAAAGGAAGCAGCCUUCAAGAGCCUCUGCGAAUCCAAGAUCACCGCCGGCUUGGGUUUAGGAAUCGGUCAGGGUGUCCUGCUGACGGGUCGAGGCUAUCCCGAUCAAGCCACAACAGAUUUCUUAGCCCUAUUGACAGAAUACUUGCCCCGAUGCCCCAUUUUCGCACUUGUCGACGCGGACCCGCAUGGUAUCGACAUCUUGCGCAACUAUAGAUCCGCUCUCAAGCACAAUGCCCUUUCACGUUCAAACGAUGUCACCGUCGAUAUCACAGAUGGAGACAGAGACGGAGACGAGAACGGUGGGAGCUUUGCCGGGAAACGUGGCAUGGAGCCAGACAACGAUACCUCCAAUUCACUUGAGGACCAGGCCAAAAUGGUUGACUUGUCUGUUCGAAAGGGCGUGGAGUCUAAAAUCAGAUGGCUGGGACUGCGUCGCAGAGAGAUCGCGGCUCUGUCAGAUGGAGAAGGUCGCAUGAUCGCAAUGACGCAGGUGGACAAGCUCAAGGCGAUUAGCCUGCUUCAACGCCAGGACAUGCCUGAUGACGAACGCUUGGAGCUGGCUAUGAUGCUUCAUGGAGGAACAAAGGCGGAGAUAGAGACACAAAAGCAAACAGGUGAUAGUGCGGCCGUAGUGGCUAUGGAAGCAGUAGCAGUAGUAGCGGGAUCGCAGGGAAGUCUACGUCAGCCCGAACCAGCUCUUUCGCCCAUCGCUUUGCCGUCGGGAUACUGUGGACAUCGACUGAACAACACCGCGCAAUACGUUAUCGAAAGGCUGCAGGCUCUGCUUCCGGGUUGCAGGGUAGGAAACUUGUGAUUAUCUGCCAAAGCCAGACGAAAAUGCGUUGUCCGUGAUUACAACAUCAA